Molecule: messenger RNA, 6080 nt
Organism: Symphalangus syndactylus (siamang)
Lineage: Eukaryota; Metazoa; Chordata; Mammalia; Primates; Hylobatidae
Source: RefSeq, a predicted model, not a curated record
UUUUUUUUUUUGAGAGGGAGUCAGUCUGUCGCCCAGGCUGGAGUGCAGUGGCACAAUCUCCGCUCACUGCAACCUCUGCCUCCCAGGUUCAAGUGAUUCUCCUGCCUCAGCCUCCUGAGUAGCUGGGAUUAUAGGCGCGCACCAUCACGCCCAGCUGAUUUUUGCAUUUUUAGUAGAAAUGGGGUUUCCCCAUGUUGGCCAGGCUGGUCUCGAACUCCUGACCUCAGGUGGUCCACCUGCCUUGGCCUCCCAAAGUGCUGGGAUUACAGGCGUGAGCCACUGCACCAGGCCUGUUUGGUUGGGUUUUUAAAUUUUUUUAAAAAGUUUUUGAGAUGGUGUCUCACUCUGUCACCCAGGCCGGAGUGCAGUGGCACAGUCUCAGCUCACUGCAACCUCCGCCUCCCGGGUUCAAGCGAUUCUCCCACCUCAGCCUCCUGCGUAGCUGGGAUUAUAGGCACCCGCUAUCAUGCCUGGCUAAUUUUUGUAUUUUUGUAAAGAUGGGGUUUCACCAUAUUGGCCAGGCUGGUCUCGAACUCCCAACCUCAGGUGAUCCACCCACCUCGGCCUCCCAAAGUUCUGGGGUUACAGGCGUAAGCCGCUGCACCUGGUGGGCUUCUAUUUUGUUUCGAAUGGUAAGUGCUGUGGUUUGAAUGUGUCCUCUCCAAAAUUCAGAUGUUGCCAGUGUGAACGUAUCAAGAGGUGGGGCCUUUGAAGAGGCGAUUAGGCCAUGAAGUCUCCUCCCGCGCGAAUGGGAUGAAGGCCCUUCUGAAGCAGCAUCCAGCCUCCUGCUAGGCUGCUCUGCUGCUACGGGACAGAGCAAGAAGGCCCUUACCAGACACAGACACUGGCCUUGUUGAGGGCUCCUCCUGCAUGAAUGAGAUGAAGGCCCUUCUGAAGCAGCAUCCUGCUAGGCUGCUCUGCUGCUACAGGACACAGCAAGAAGGCCCUUACCAGACGCCAGACACUCGCCUUGUUCCCAGACCUCCCAGCCUCCAGAACUGUUCUGUUCUUUAUGAUUUACCUGGUCCCAGGUAUUUUGUUAUAGCAGCACAAAUAAACUAAGGCAGUAAAUAAAUAAUUUCCUUAAUUUUUUUAUCGCAGUAAAAUAUACAGAACAUAAAAUUCACCAUUUUAACCUUUUUUUUUUUUUUUUUAAAGACAGGUUCUCUCUCUGUUAUCUAGGCUGGAGUGCAGUGGCACAAUCACAGGUCACUGCAGCCUCAAACUCCUGGGCUCAAGGGAUCCUCCCCCCUCAGCCACCUGAGUAGCUAGGAUUACAGACUAUGCCUGGCUAAUUGUGUCCAGCUAAUUUUCACCAUGUUGCCCAGGCUGGUCUGGAACUCCUGGCCUCAAGCAAUCGGCCCACCUUGACCUCUCAAAGGACUGGGAUUACAGGCGUGAGCCACCACACCCGGCCUGGCCCUAACCUUUUUUUUUUUGAGACAGAGUCUCGCUCUGUUCCCCAGGCUGGAGUGCAAUGGCUCGAUCUCAGCUCACCACAACCUCUGCUUCCUGGGUUCAAGCGAUUCUCCUGCCUCAGUUCCCGAGUAGCUGGGAUUACAGGCAUGCACCACCACGCUUGGCUAAUUUUGUAUUUUUAGUAGAGAUGGCGUUUCUCCACGUUGGUCAGGAUGGUCUCAAACUCCCAACCUCAGGUGAUCCGCCCACUUUGGCCUCCCAAAGUGCUGGGAUUACAGACAUGAGCCACCGCACCCGGCCUGCCCUAACCAUUUUUAAGUGCACACUCCAGUGGCAUUAAGUACAUUCACAUUGUUGUGCGACCAUCACCACCAUCUUCUUCUCCAGAUUUUUUUUUUUUCAGAGGGAGUCUCACUCUGUCACCCAGGCUGGAGUGCAGAGGCUGGAUUUCCACUCACUGCAAACUCCGCCUCCUGGGUUCACGCCAUUCUCCCACCUCAGCCUCCCGAGUAGCUGGGAUUACAGGCGUGCGCCACUAUGCCCGGCUAAUUUUUGUAUUUUUAGUAGAGACGGGGUUUCACCACAUUGGCCAGGAUGGUCAUGAACUCCUGACCUCAGGUAAUCUGCCCGCCUCAGCCUCCCAAAUUGUUGGCCUUACAGGCGUGAGCCAUUGCACCCAGCCGUGGCUGACUUUCUGCACAGAAGUGCCAUCUACCUACCGUCUGACCUCUGUCAUGUGACCCGGGGCAGGGGAUGUGACAUCUCCACCUUCUAAGUACCCCUGCCAUGGGGCAGCUCCCCUCUCAGGUGCUGGGGCUCAGGUCCUCUCCUGGGUCUCAGCAGGUCAUGGUCUGCUCCAGGGCUAUGCAUACUGGUUUCAGUAAGUGUUUGGCAGAUCUGCCCCCCAGCAUGGAGCAAGUGCUGGGUCAGGGUGCAGUGGACUCAGUAUCUCUGAAGGAGGAGAUGUCUCUUGCCCUCUCUCCACAGCUAGAGCUUUCACUAGCUACAGAGCUACAGCCAACUCCUGCACCAGCUCAGAAGGUAGAGCCAGCUCCGGCUACGACUCGGGUGCUAGUUCCAGGAUCAGAGCCAGCUCCAGCAGCAGCUCCAGCAGCACAACCAGAGACAGGGGCAGCUCUGGCCACUUCUGUGCCGGCUCCAGUAUAGCUCCAGCAUCCGCCCUCUAACCAGGACCAGCUCUAAAACCAUUUGCAUGGUUAGGGCCAAAUAUCAGCAUCAGGUUCAGAAAAAGGGCCAGGGCCAGCAUCAGCUACAGGACCAGCUUCAGCACCGCGGCUCACACCAGUGCGGGUUCCUGUACCAGCUCAAGAACUAUGGCCACAGCCAGCACAACUCCAGAUCUCACUCCAGCUGCCGCACCAGCUCUACCACCUACUCCAGAAACAGAGGCAGCUCUAUCACCAAAUCCGGUGCCACCUCUGGUGACUGCUCGGGCACCGGCUCCAAAACCAGUUCCAGGGUUUAAGCAAGUUCCAGGUGUAGACCUCCAGCCAGUGCCAGGUUCAGAGGAAGGGCCAGCUGCAGCACCACCUCCAGAGCCAGAGCUGGCAGCAGAUAUAAAGCGAUGGCUGAUUGCACAACCAGAACCAGAAUUAGAGGCAGCUCCAGAGCCACAGCCACCUCAGACCUGCACCAGCUCCUGCACCAGCUUCAGAAUGAGAGCCAGCGUUCCCGCCAGCUCUAGAGCAAAAUCCAAUCAGGAACCAGCUCUAGCACCACAUCCAGAGCUAGGACCAGCUUUGACACUUUUCCCAGGGCAAAGACUAGCAACAGCAACACAGCUAGAGGCAGCUCCAGAACAUCAGUCGCCGGGGCAGAGCCAGCUUGUCUCCAACAACCAUGUCAGUGCUAGGACAGAGCCUGCACCAUCUCUGGAGGUGGAGCCUGCUCUGGUGCCAGCUCCAGCCCCAACACCAGAGCUAGAACCCAACCUGCCGGUGGGGCCACACAGGGAGGAGCCUCAGACCACGCAGUUGCAGCCCAGUUGCAAGGUGUCCUGGGGUCCUGGGCUGGGGCUUUUCUUAGGAGCCCUGGGGUGUUUUCUGGCUUUGCAAAGGCAAUGAAAAUUUGAGUUGAAUUUAUUACCAGCUCCUGCCACCUCUAAGCCAGCACCCGAGCUGGAGCCAGCUCCCGCACCCGGGCCUUCCUGGCCUUUGCCUGUGGCUGCAGAGAGCAGGCUGAGCGAGAAGCCUCAUCUCCUGGUGUCCCCUCCAGGCUUAAGGCUAGAGCGGUGUGCGCUGUGCAAUGCGGAGGCUGCCCAGCCCCAGGACAGCAGCGCGGCCUUCCUCCCAGCCCCUGCGGCUCAGACCUGUCAUCCCCUGCUCUGGAGCUCGCGUCCUGCUCCGAGUCCCGGCUCCACCGUUCGCAGCCCGGCGACGGCGGCGAGUCGCUUGGCCGCGAGGCCUCGGUGUCCCGCCCUGCGCGGUGACCGAGGUCCCAGGACACAGCGCAGACAGGGCGCUACGCAGGCCUGGCCGGGGUCACCCCGCCUGCCGGGACCCUCGCCCGUCUCAGCACUCAUUAGGCGCCUGGUGUGUACCCGCGCCCAUGGCCGACACCGGCAGAGCCCCUGGUGGGGAACGGACGGGGCGCGUCGCGGGAGCCCCAUGCUGCCCCGGGCGGGCGCUGCUCGACAGUCACGGGAGCCGCCCAGAUGGCUGGGACCACUGGGACCACUGGGACCACCGGGACCACGGGCUCGUGGAGCGUCCUCCUGACCUGGCCUGGAAAUCCUCCGCGAAAACGGGGAGCCGCGCGUGUCCGUGGCGUGUCCGGCACCCGGCGGGUUGGAGACGGCGCGGCCCCGGCUGCUGGCCCUGUGGGGCGGUCGCGGUGCAGGACACGGGUCACGGCGCUGCCGCUGCUCUGCGUGGCAAACCCACGCGCCCACCCGCCAGCCACGGAGCGGCGCCCACCUGCGGGCGCGGGGAGCGGCACGGCAGGGGACCGCUGGGGGGCGCUGCUCGGGCGGGACGGAUUGACUCGUGCGGGCCGCCGUACACGCUAUAAAAGGCGCGGCGCGUCUCCUCUCGUCCUCUGCGCGCGCCGGCGGCUGCCAUGGCGGGUAGGCAACUGGCCUUCUCCUACCGGCCCGUUCCCAAGCGCCUCCCCGGGUACCGCCCAGCAGCCUCGCUCUCCCUGGCGCUGCGCGGCCUAGGGGACUCGGCUGCCGGCUUCCGGGUGCGGGGUGGGGGCAGGCUCUGAUUUGGGGCGUCCUGGCCGCGUGAGCCGCGGGAUGGGGGCCCGGGCCCCGGAGGAGGCGCCGCUGCUGUGUCCCUUGGUGGAGAGGGCGCUGCCGGCCCUGCGCGGUUUCCAGCCAGGAAGCUUCGGGAAGCCUGGACGUCUGCUCACUGGAAACGACACGUGCAUGGGGUGUUGGGUAAGUUGGUGCAUUGGAGCUGGAACAGGGUCAAUCCUCCAGUGUAACUAAGCCCUGCUAUGCAACAUCUUAAGUGACUGGAGGGACCAGUCGGUCUUGUGUUCACAUUGUGGCUAGAAGCUGUCUCUCCAGGGGAAUAAAAACGGAUUAUUUCGUCUUCAACAGGACACUGCCCCUAGAGGCGUUGCAGCUGUGGCUGCCAUGUCACAUCUGUGUCAUUAGGCGGCAGAGAUUAGAGAGGCUAUGUCUACGCUCAGCGUUCUGCCCCGUGAACGUUUGAAUGUUUGAUAGUCUGACACUCCUGUUUCGUGGACAGGCGUCUGUCUUCCUUCGCUGGUAUUUGGGAGAGAGGGCAGGCCCUGUGCGUUCUAAUCCUCUCGCUGGGCUAGGCUGGCAGCUAGGGGUCUGAAGGGACAGUGGGAAGGUAGAGGGUGCCUUCACCAGGAGCAGCCUUCAUGAGUGAGUCUUAAGAACCUGUGAGGAUCAGUCAGGUCUGGUGUGCGCUGGGUCCUGCCGUACACUGUGUCAGGAUCACGCAGGACAGGACUGGGGAAGGGUUUGCUGGCGUCUCAGUUAAUAGCAGUAAUGGCAGCCACUUGUGUUCUUGAUUCUUUGCCAAGCAUUCUUGUUAUUUAACACAGGAAGGAGGUGACUUUGCCUGUGAUGGACUUCCAGUGUGAGCACUGGCCACAGUGACCAGGCCGACUGGCACCAGCCCUGAUCAACGUAAGAGAUGCAGAGGCCAGGAUGUGGGCCCAGCCCUGUGCCAGGAGGCUGGCUGGAAUAAAGGUACAGAUACAGGCCUCACCCCCUCUGGGACCACUGGCACUCAGGGUGUUUGCAGCGUCAGAGCCCAGCUUUCCAGAAGCCCACCUGCCCCCAGGGCCACAGCUGCAGCUCCUGCUCUGCUGUCAUUACAGGGAUGGGCAGGCUGGCAUGGGGGCACCCGCUGCCCCUGGCUGGGUAGUGCUGUGUAUUCCCGCCGGCCAGGGGCCACUGCCAGGACCACCCCUCCAUUUUCAUAUCCCGAUUCUUAAGUUCUGCCAUUGUGGUAUUCUGGUGGAAAAAAAAGAACCGCUUGGCUGUUUUUGAACUGCCUGGAACCUAAGAUCCUGAGUUUUUUCCCCCCCAAGGGGGAAAUCUAUAUUGAAAACAUUUAUUUUAAAAUACAGGAUGAAGUGAAUUAAGAUUAAAUGAACAUUUCUUUAAGGAUAAUAUUCUGUGUUGGCAAAACUUGAGAAUAAAUUGGUCUGGAAUGGAA